This is a messenger RNA of Mytilus trossulus (common blue mussel), 900 nucleotides long. Its product is annotated as dehydrogenase/reductase SDR family member 11-like. Gene Ontology annotation, molecular function: oxidoreductase activity. The record is from RefSeq and is a predicted model, not a curated record. The coding region runs from base 103 to 771 and encodes 222 amino acids. The transcript is spliced from 7 exons. NCBI's taxonomy places the organism in Eukaryota, Metazoa, Mollusca, Bivalvia, Mytilida, Mytilidae.
AUAAUCAGAACAACGGAAAGAUGGGCAGAUCGAGUUGCUCUUGUAACCGGUGCAUCUGUUGGCAUUGGUGCCGCUAUUGUGCGACAGCUUGUUCAAAAUGGUAUGAAAGUUGUAGGCUGUUCAAGAAAUAUCGAUAAAAUUCAGGCUCUAAAAACGGAAUUAUCAUCUGCCAAAGGCCAGGUAAUACCUGUGAGAUGUGACCUAACAAAAGAACAAGACAUUAUGGAUAUGUUUACCAUGAUCAAACGAGAUCUAGGUGGCGUAGAUGUUUGUGUUAACAAUGCUGGAUUAGCACAUGCAGCUCCAUUACUGAGCGGAGAAACAAAAGAUUGGAGAGAAAUGGUGGAUGUAAAUAUCAUUGGGUUGACAAUUUGUACAAGAGAGGCUGUCAAGCAAAUGAGGGAAAAGGGCGCGAAUGAUGGACAUGUAUUUCUGCUAAACAGUAUAUCUGGUCAUAUAGUAAGUCCUUUGGCUAUUGGACAUUUUUAUUCAGCUACCAAACAUGGUGUGACUGCUCUCGGAGAAGGUAUCAGACACGAAUUGCGAGAAAUGAAAUCACAAAUAAAAAUCACGUCAAUCAGUCCAGGUCUAGUGGGAACAGAGUUUGUACAGAAGAUGGUGAAAAGUGAGGCAAAAGCUAAGGAGUUAUAUGCAAGUAUAAAGUGUCUCCAAGCCGAUGAUAUAGCAGAUGCUUUAAUAUAUGCAUUAAGUGCUCCACCACAUGUCCAGAUACACGACAUUUUGAUGCGUCCAACAGACCAAGUCAGAUGAUAGGUUACUAAAAUCUUUUAUAAAACAAUGUCAUUUAAUUGUUAUUUUCAUAACGUUCUUGCUCUUGCCAAUGUUUUAUUAUGUUUAGUUAGUAAAUGCUACUAUUAGUUUAUAUCGCUUAUUUAAAUA